UCUUCUGGGGUCAUGUUAUGCUUGGAGAAUUGGUAUUACAAGGUGUUAAUUGUGAUGACCGGUAAUUUGGAGAAUGCUAAAAUUGCUUUGGAUGCUUUAUCUAUCUGCAUGAACAUCAAUGCCUGGGAAUUGAUGAUUCCUCUUGGGUUCUUUGCUGGAACUGGAGUAAGAGUAGCAAAUGAGUUGGGAGCUGGAAAUGGAAGAGGGGCAAAAUUUGCAACAGCAGUAGCAGUAACACAAUCAAUAGUGAUUGGAUUAUUCUUCUGGAUUUUGAUAAUAUUUUUCCAUAAUGAGCUUGCCUUAAUUUUCACAACAAGCAAACCUGUUCUUGAAGCUGUUCAUAAACUAGCUAUUCUCUUAGCUUUCACUGUUCUCCUCAACAGUAUUCAACCAAUUCUCUCAGGAGUUGCUGUUGGAUCUGGAUGGCAAUCAUAUGUUGCAUACAUAAAUUUGGGCUGCUAUUAUUUACUUGGAAUCCCUCUAGGCUUUAUUAUGGGUUGGGGUUUCCACUAUGGUGUCAUGGGAAUAUGGGCUGGAAUGAUAUUUGGUGGAACAGCAGUUCAGACUUUGAUAUUGGCUAUAAUCACAAUUAGAUGUGAUUGGAGUAAAGAGGCAGAGAAGGCCUCAAUUCAUAUAAGAAAAUGGGACGACGUUGGUCACUUGACUUCAUAGAAAUAGUGACCAGUCGUAUGUUGAACGUCAGUAGGAUCUGAUAUUCAUUCCUUACUCAAGUACGAAGGUGGCAGUUUCAACCUAAAUAUUUAUGAUGACGAAAAAACAACAAUAAGAAUAUUUGUCAUUUUUAUCUCGAAAUUUUGUGCAUUGAUUUAAUUUUCAGGCUAAUUAAUCUAGUUGUAAUUUUUCUUUCGGACACAAAAGUGAAGCAACAUAUGUAUAAAAUUUUAAGUGAAGUUGAUUAAUUAUGUGUAUUUUUGUA
Molecule: messenger RNA, 937 nt
Organism: Capsicum annuum
Lineage: Eukaryota; Viridiplantae; Streptophyta; Magnoliopsida; Solanales; Solanaceae
Product: protein DETOXIFICATION 27-like
Exons: 7
Coding region: 13-672 (219 amino acids)
Biological process (GO): transmembrane transport
Cellular component (GO): membrane
Molecular function (GO): xenobiotic transmembrane transporter activity; antiporter activity
Source: RefSeq, a predicted model, not a curated record